Molecule: messenger RNA, 1286 nt
Organism: Arabidopsis lyrata subsp. lyrata
Lineage: Eukaryota; Viridiplantae; Streptophyta; Magnoliopsida; Brassicales; Brassicaceae
Product: bZIP transcription factor 53
Exons: 1
Coding region: 551-991 (146 amino acids)
Biological process (GO): positive regulation of DNA-templated transcription
Cellular component (GO): nucleus
Molecular function (GO): transcription cis-regulatory region binding; DNA-binding transcription factor activity
Source: RefSeq, a predicted model, not a curated record
CUUUAAAAGGAUAGCCUGGUGUUACUUCAUCGCCUUCUUUCGUUUGGCCUUUGAAUCCUAAUAUAAUCUUUUUAAGUUUAUCAAUCUUCUCGAUUCAUCUAAGUUUUGUUCAAUUCUUGUUUCUCAGAUAACUCAUCUUUUGAUUCGUUUCCUUCUGUUCUGUUCUCAGAUCUAGAUCUAGAUCUAGUUUUUUUUUUUUUUUUUUUUCGUCGGGUUCUGAUCUAGGGUUUGGUUUUUGGGAAUUUUGAAGAAAAAAAAAUAUUAGGAAUGAUUCUAUGAGCUACUCAAUCCUGUUUCGUCGGAUUCGAAUUCUACACUCUUUCUCCGUCGUUUACCUCUACUACACAUACGUUUUCUCAUGAAAUAAUCGUUCUCGAUCUCAUCUUUUUCGUUUUGAUCUAACUUAUUCUUUGAUAGAUUUAGAAUUCGGGGAAUUUUCAGAUUGUGCCUAAGAAUUUGGGGGUUUUUAUAGGAAUAUAAUAUUUCUAGAAGAAGAAGAAUAUUAUAUUGAUUUUAAUUUUUGGUGAGAACAAGUCAAAAAGUCAACGAAAUGGGGUCGUUGCAAAGGCAAACAAGUCCUGAAUCCGAUAAUGAUCCGAGGUACGCGACGGUUACGGAUGAGAGGAAGAGGAAGAGAAUGAUCUCCAACAGAGAAUCUGCUCGUAGAUCAAGGAUGAGGAAACAGAAGCAACUUGGUGAUUUGAUCAAUGAAGUUACUCUUCUCAAGAAUGAUAACGCUAAAAUCACCGAGCAAGUUGAUGAAGCUUCAAAGAAAUACAUUGAAAUGGAGUCUAAGAACAAUGUCUUGAGAGCACAGGCUUUGGAGUUAACGGAUAGGUUAAGAUCAUUGAACUCUGUGCUUGAGAUGGUUGAAGAAAUCAGUGGUCAGGCUUUGGAUAUUCCUGAGAUUCCUGAGUCUAUGCAGAACCCUUGGCAGAUGCCUUGUCCAAUGCAGCCAAUCAGGGCUUCUGCUGAUAUGUUUGAUUGCUGAGGAUGAUUCAUUCCUACCUUAAGGAUCCACAAAGAAGCAUUGAGAUGGAGUCUUUGGUCUGUUUUACUUACUGUCCUUGUUGGUUUUUCUUUUUCUGGUGGUUGGAGUUUUGUAACAUUUAGUGUGUCAUUGGUCAAUGAGUCCUGUGUUGUCAAGUCUCUUAAGUUUCUGCAAUUUCAUAUUGUCCGUGUCUUUGUAUGGUUUUGUAGCCAUAGUCCUCUCUAGUCUUGUCUCAUGUAAUUUGUGUCUACUGUGUUUCUUAUUGAAUUCAAGCUUUCUUAUUGUUCUCUGCGCA